AUGCAGCCUAAUAUCUAUAUGAAUGAGAUUAAAAAACAUAAAACAUGGAUAGCCAGCUUUAAAAAAGAGAUUCACGAGAAGAAAGAAAAAAAUAAGUUCCCAAACGGAGAAUUUAAAUUCCAACCACCUAAGACAAUUGAAGAUUAGCUUGAAGAAUUAUCUGUAUUGAAUAUUAAUGUAAUAGUAAUAAUGUUAUGCUUGUCAUUAUGAUAAAAAAAUUACAAUAAAAGGAUAUAAAGGUAAUUUCAAAUUGGAACAUUGGAAAAUGAUUGAAUUAAGGUUAAGAGGAGAUUAUUCAAUUCAAUAAAUUAGAUUCAUUGACACAAAACUUGAGAAAGAUAAUUUGAUGAUUCUACCUUUAUGGUUUAGCUGGGUCAAAACAAAGAAUUUGGUUAUAGAAUUAUAACAUAAUGAAUUAGAUGAUUAAAGUGUUGAAGAGUUCAUUUUUUAAGUUUUUUAAAGAAAUAUCAAUCUACAAAAAGUAAUUUAUUAUUUAAUGAAAAUAGCUUUUUAUCAUAAGUAACCCUGGAAUUUAUAAAGGAACUUUUUUAAGAAAAUUGAAACAUUAUUUAUAAAAAAAAUUUGAAGAUAACUCUGAUUAUUUUUAUCUAUUAUUGAAGAACAAGAAAAAAUUUUCGAUAGCAAUCAUUAAAAUAUUGAGAAUAUGGUAAGUGUAAAAAAUUAGACAGGAAAAAGAGAUUGUUAUGAAAAAAAUUGAUUAAACAUAUUUUUUCAGUUUUAAUUUAUCUAAUUGUUUUACUUAAAUAAAUUGGAAAGGUUUUGAGCAUUUAAUAAAAUGUACUUAUAAUUUAGAAACUUUGGAAUAAAUCUCAUCAUUAGAUUUAUCUGAUAAUUACUUAGGCACAUAAAGUAGUUUUAAUAUGGUUUGUUAGAAUUUGGCUACAGCUAAAGGACUAAUUACUUUAAAAUUGAAAAAUUAACCUUUAUUUCAUAAUACAAAUGCUAUAUAUUAACUUAUUGGUGAUAGAUAUAAUAGAUUUAGAGUGAAUAAUAUUGACAUAUCAGCUAAUUCAAAUAUUUUCGAAAAAGCCUUUUAAUUGCUUGCUGAUAAUAUAUUUUUAGAAUGUAAGUCAAUUAACUUAAAUGAUUCACUUACUGAAAAUAAUAGUACUUUAUAUAAGUUAUCUGUUCUGACUUAGGCUUAUGAAAAGUAAAAUGAAGAAUUUCAACUUUAAAAAUUGAAAGAUAAUACAGAUUUAGGUAUAAAUCAAUGUUUAUUAAGGUAAAUAUAGAUAUAAACAUAAAUUAAAGUCUUUAGAUCUAUCUAAAGUAGAAAACUUUAAUAGAUAUGAUUAAAUUGAAACUUUACUCAAGGUUUUUAUUUUCUCAGAAUACAGUAACGUUAGAACUCAUAGUAUUUAUUUUUAUUCUAUUAUUAAUAGCAAUUUAGAAUUUAGAUGUAGGAAGAGCUGAAAUUUAUUGCAAGACUUUAAAUCUAUUUUUAUCAGAUUUUAAUUCAAAAAAAUAAAAAUUUUAGAAUCUUAAAAAUUUUAAAUUAAAAUUAAAGAAUCUCAUUAUGUUAGAUUCUGAACAUGAAUAUUCUAUGACGAUUGAUGUUUUAAAAUAGUUUUUUUUAGAUUACUUAUUUACGAAGGAAAACUCAUUUUUGGAAAUAGAAAGUUUUAAAUUUAUAAAUAGUUUUAUUAAAAAAAAUAAAAAAGAGGCUUUAAAAUUGGCUGCCAUUUAUAUUUUAGAAUCAAUUCAUAAAAAUCCUAAGAUUAAAUAUUCAUUAAUACGAUUAAAGUUUUAUUCAUCUUGUUUGGAAUUAGAUGUUUAGACUUUUAAAUGUUUUCUAUUGACUGAAAAUUUAAGAUUAAAGACAUUUAAAUAUUUUUAAGAUUAAAUGAAAGUAAUCUAAAUUUAUAUUUAUAGGGUGAAGGAAGUGUUUAUUUAAAUGAAAUUUAAAAUUUUUUGAAUACAAUGCCAAAUACUUUUGUACAUAGUUUACAAAUAUUAAAAUUAGAUACUAUAACAAGUAUUUCUUUUGAUGUUGGAAAAUUAAUAAGUUUAAUGAUUUAUUCAUCUAAAUUGUAGUUAAAGGAAUUCCACUUCUAUAAAAUAAAACUUACAAAAUCAUCUUUAUCAAUAAGAGAAUUAGAUUUAUUUUUAUAAAAUUCUUCUGAAAACAACAGGGUAUUUGGGUUAAGAUAAUUGAAAUUUGGAGGUUUUCAAGGAGUUGGAGAAGAAGAGUUUUUUAAAUAUAUAGUAUUCAGUCGUUAAAUAAGAUUAAAAAAAUUAAUUAUCAAAGCUGUUAAUUUUAACAAUAUUAUUGAUAAUCUUCAAGCUAAUAUUAUAUCCUAGAAUAUUAAUCCAUUAGAAGAAUUAAAUUAUUUGAAAUUUGAAGAAUUUUAAGUUUAGACAUAAGAAUUAUGGAAUAAAUUAGCAUUAAUUUUCAUUUAUUAAAAUAAAAGAUUGUAAACCCUUAUUUUUAAAACUAUAAAUUUGGAUUACAGUUUUACCUUAGGAAUGACUUAAACAACAGCUUUAUUUAUUUAAAAUACAAAAUCAUAGAUAGAGCCUGAAUAAAUUCCAUUAUUAAUGCUUAAGGAACUUAGAUUUAUUAAUUGUUAAUUAAGUGAUGAUUUUUUAUCAUUUUUCUUUCCUAUUAGCGAAAUUGAAAAACUUGAAAUCAUUAAUUGCAAGAAUUUAUAAUAAGCUAUGAUAAAGGUGAGAGAAAAUUAUAAUGAAGAAAUAUAUUAGUUUACAUUGAAAUAAUUUACAAUGAAGGAUUGUUCUAUUAUUGAUAUUUAAUUAUUUGAAUGGAUGAUAUAGAAUUUGAUCUUAAAUUUUGAUAGAUAACUUUUAGAUACAUUAAAUCUAAUUAAGUGUGACUUAAAUGAUGAAAUGAUCUAUUCAAUAUGUAAACAGUUACAAUUAAUAAGAAGUAAGGUUCUUGAACUUAAAAGAAUUUUUUCUUUGAGAUAAAUUAAUUUAUAGAAUAAUCCUAAAAUUUCAGAGAUUUAAUGGAUAAAUGUAUUUUAAUUUUUUUAAAUAGAUAUUUAAUUAAAUCCUUCAUUAAAAUUAGACUUUAUAAGUUGAAAAAGCUUUUGGAGAUACUCAUAUGGAUGAAAUAAAUAUGCUAAUCCUUGAAAAUUCCUAAUUUGCUGUUUAAUCUCAACUAGGUUUAAAGUCAAAAUUAUAUAAUAGCCUAUAACUUUUUAAGCCUAACUUUCCUUAUUAAUUAUAAAAAUUAGAUUUAGAUUUAGAACUUCAAAAUAUUAAUCUAAAGAAUAAUGGUCAAUCAUAAUAAGAAUAACUUGAUAUGAAAAAUUCGAUAUAUUAAAGAAUCGUUUCUGGAUUGAUAUUAUAUCCAAAUAGUUAAUUACAAAAACUAAAACUGUCUCAUUUAGAUUUGGAUUUAUUUAUGCUUUGCUGCAAAUAAAGUAUAUAAUUUUCUUAAAAAUAUUUUGAAUCAAAACCAGACAACACCUUACAAAUUUAAUUUAUUAAAAUAGAAAAUAUAUACAUUAAUUAAGUAACUAACCAAAGUAGAUAAAGUAUUGAGUAAUUUUUUGGUCUAUUCCUUUGUAAUAAUUAAAUAAAUUUAAAGAAAUUAACACUUAUUGGAUUUAGAGAAUAAUUUUUGUAAAUUUUAUUAACACUUUGUGAUAAUAGAAAAUCAUACAACCUUGAAAAAUUAUCGAUUGACAAUUGUGAAGACAAAUUGACAGCAGAAUAAUCAAUAAAAUUUUUAAAUUAUAUUAUAUUAGGUAAUGUUUUACCAAUAAAAUCUUUGACUUUAUCAAAUGGUAUUAUUUUUGAUCAUAUAAAAUAAUUUGAUCUUAAAUUAGAUAAAGUAUGUUAAAUUAAGAAAUUAAAGCUAUCAGUAGAUGAAAAAAGUAAAAAUCAUAUUUCAUCUAUCCAAAAGAUAUUUACAUUACUAUUUUCUCAAUAAAGUGAAUUAGAAUAUUUGGAAAUUACAACUCAAAAUGCAGAUAACAUUUUCAUGCAUAUAUUUGAAAUAUGUAAAGUAUAAAAAUUGAAACUUUAAAGUCUAAUAAUAAAUGGUUAGAUUAGUAUUGAUAUGGAGUUUUUUAAUUUUAUCCAAAAAUCAGUUGAUACAUUGAGAUUGUUGAAGAUAUAUAAAAUAAUUUACUUAAAAUAAAAUGAUCCAAAUUACUAAUUAUAUUAAAUUUUUAAGAAUCCUAAAUAAGGUAGUAAAAUUGAUCUUAAUGUAAUUGAACAUGAAGACACUUAUUUUUUGUAUUAUAAUUUAAUCUUUAACGAAAUUUUUGGAUUUACAGAUUUAAUUUUAAGAGAUGCUGCGAGUUUUGCUAAUUUAUAAUUUAAUUAUUCAAUUUAUAAAUUAAGAUAUUUGAAAUUAGAUAUGGGUUUAAAUUAUAAUUCAAAAAAUCAAUUAGAUAAUGAAGCUUUAUGUUUGAUAUCAACAAAGUUAAUUUAUAAUGAAGAUAGUAUCUUAGAAGAAUUAGUAUUGAUGAAUUGUAAUCUUAGAAUAUCUGCAAUAAAGGCUAUAAUUAAUCCAGCUUAAAAAUUGAGAGACAGAAUAAUUUAUACAGGGCGUCAGAAAUCAUUUUAUUUGUCUUUGAAAAGAAUUUGUAUUUUAUAUUCAUUUAAUAUUGGAUAAGAGGGUAUGGAAUUAUUAUUCAAUAAUCUUAUUUAUUUUGAGUAUGUGAAUAUAGAAAGAAUUGAACUUUAAGCAAUAGAAUUGGAAGAUAAAAUAGUGACAGACAUGAUUAAGUGUGCAAUUGAUUGGAUUAAUUUUUAAAAGAAAAAUUAAAGAUAAUUCACUCGUUAAUUUCCUAUUCGUUAUUUAGACAUUUGGGAAAAAUGAAUUAUUUUAAGAUAAAGGAGUUUGGUAAAAAUUUUUAAGAACAUUUGUUUUUACAUAAAAAACUCCAAACUUAGAAAUAUUAAAUCUCCAUUUUAUGGCUCUUAAUGACGGAAUUGCUAAAAAUAUCUCUUAUAAUGCUUAAAAAUAUUUAAAUUCUAAAUCAUCUGAUUAUUAAUUCCCUUUAAAAAGAUUGAAUUUUUCAAAGAAUAACUUCUUAACCGAAAAAGGAUGGACAGAUAUCUUUAAUAAUUUUAUAUUUCAUCCUAAAGUUUUUUUAGUAGAAUUAAAUAUGACAAGCACUCAAUUAGAUUCUGAAGAAAAAUUAAAUUCAAUUAUGAAUGCUGUUAAAAAAAGAGCAGCUAUCUCUAAAAAUAAAUUACUUCCAUUACAUACUUUUCUAUGUUACAAUGUAACUCUGAAAAAUAUGAUAGCUAAAUAUUUGUCAUAAAAGUCAUAUAAAUAUUCAGCUCCUGAUGAUUUACCAAUUAAAAUUGAUUAUAAAUGUUGGAAAUAAGGCAUUUAUGAUGAAAUUCCUAUUAGUUUAGGAGAUCAAGUAGAAAUUUUAAAUUAAUUAAUUUAUACUUAAAGUGAAUUAAUUAUACCAAAUCAUUUAGAUUACAUAGAAAGUUUUAAGUUUUCAUAAUUUCAUUUAAAUUUUGUAUAACAUUAUUUGAAGAUCACAAAUAUUUUAAAUUAAGAAGAUACUUAAUUAAUUCUAAAUUUAGAUACUUUAGAUAAAUUCUCAAAUUUAUUUAGAUACACUAUGGAGAAACCAGCAAAACCAUACCCUUAUUAUAUGAUCUUUUAAAAAGAUACUUAUAUAUUUCUGAGUGAAAAAUAUAAUAGAAUUGAGCAAAUCAAUUUAAUUCAAGCAGAUUCUUAAUCUUUAGAAGAAUUACAUCAAUUUGAUGUUCUAAAUAUUUGGGAAAACGUUUUAUAGUAUUAAUGUUAAAUUGAUAAAAUAUUAAUGGAAUAUACUUUGACUGAUGAUUUAGUUGAAAGAAUGUUAUUAAAAGGGUAUACAGAGAGAGAUUUUAUUAAAUUGUGUAGAUUAAUUCCUCCUUCAAAAAUUAGGAUUUAAGGAAGCCUUACCUUAUAGGCAAUCAAGGGCUUAUAUUCAAUUCUAUAUGAUACAUAUUACUUUUAGUAUUCAGUUUUCGAUUAUAAAUUUGAUGACUUUUUAAAUAUUGGUAUUGGGUAUGGACUAAGAGAAACUGCUUAUAGAAAAGCCACAGAAAGUUAUUGGUCUAAUGUAAUUCGAAUGAUUAAAUAUAAAUAUUAUAAUAUAUUUGUAAAGCCUACUUAAAAAUAUGUAUUUGAUGAAUCAGUUGUUAAGUUGAACAAUUACUUAUCAAAAAGAAAAUUAAAUUUACUACUUUUAAUAUUAACAAACUUUUUAUUUUUUGGAGCUGCUUUGGUAGCACCAUUUUUUUUAAUUGAAUUUGUAACACAUGAAAAUGAAAAAUAAUGUUAAGCUACCAAGGGAUAUCAAUAAUAUUAUUGUUAUGCUGGAUUUGCAGUUAUCUCAGCUUUAGUGGAAGGCUAUCUGUACUUUUCGAUUUCAGAUGUAAUUCCAGAAUAUAUUACAACAUUAGAACAUGCUGAAUAAUUUAAUGAAUAAUAAAUUGAAAUUACAGAAUACAGACUUAAAUCUAGUGCUUUAGAUACAAAUCGGAAUUUGCUUAAUGAAGGAUAUUCGGAAAGGAUAAAAAAAUCAAAGAUUGAGGCAUCAAUCGAAUUAUUUCUCUCUCGCUUACAGAGUAUUGGAUAAUCAAGAUCAGUAGCUAAAAUAAAUAGAAUUAUUCAAUUUUUUAUGUCAUAAUUGUUUAAGUUUGAUCUUUUUGGGGAUAUGACAUUCAUUCUUGUUCUUCAGAAUUGUAAUUAUAUUGAAAUGUACUAUUUAACUAUAGCUAUUACUGCUGCAACUUCAGGAGUACAUUUUCUCUAUUUUAUAUAUUUAAUUUUGAUAAGAAUAUUCAAACAUAGUAGUUAAACCCAGCAAUUAUCGUCAUAAUUUAUUAAUGAUUUUUAUACAAUAGGAUUUCAAGGAAGAAAUGCAGCUUUAUCUAAUUUACUGGAUUCUAUUGCUCCAUAUAAUGUUUCAGUUAUUCCAAAUAAUAAAUUUACAAGAGCUUUAGUACCUAAUUAGGCUGGGAAAUCGAUGAGUAAUUUAGUGAAAGUAAAAGAAAUAGAAUAUAAUGUUAGGGUUAUUUUGUUUAAUUUAUAUUCGAAGAUUUACCAUAGAUAGUGAUUUAAACUUAUUUUACAGUGAGUUAGGCUUGGAAAUUUGAGGGAGAAUUAGAAAUAUUGAGUUAUUUUAGGAUAGCAAUAUCAUUUAUAACAGUGAUAACAUCAUUUUUAAAGUAGAUAUGGAAAGAUAUAAAAUAGGUUUAUGUCGAUAAGGCCUACAAUUUUGGUGCAAGAUGAUUUUGAUAAAUUAAGUGACAGAAAGAAGUAGAAUUAUAAGAGAGAGAGAAGGGAUUUAUUGGGAAAGGAGAAUGAGUAACUUAGAAAAUAUACUUAAUAUUGUUGUAGAGAUGAAUAGAAGUAGAGUUUAGAUGAGACAUAGCCAUUACGAUAAUAAUUGAUUUGA
Messenger RNA from Paramecium sonneborni, 7406 nucleotides. The record is from the annotation of a GenBank genome assembly. Lineage: Eukaryota; Ciliophora; Oligohymenophorea; Peniculida; Parameciidae.